AUGGCGGCGCCUUCACCAUUCCUUCACUCGACGUCGCGGAGCCAGGCGAAUUCACUAGCAAUCGUCCACUUGUCGCGCGACAAUCUAGUUCCGAUCAUACUCCAAGACCCCGCUACUGCCACGGAUGGCUACGCCGAGGGCGCAGUCUUGAAUAGCCGAUUUGGCUCGUUCCCUCACUCCACCCUCAUAGACGUCCCGUGGGGUUCGCAGAUUCGCGCCUCUACCGUCGAUACGGGCUCGCGAGGCCGGAGAAAGAAGGCAGCCCUCGCCGCUGAAGCGGACGAUAAAAAUGGCGCUGCGCUGGACCACCAACUAGUAUCCGACCUGAAGCGCAAGCGUGAAGGUGCCGAAGACUCUUCAAGUGAAGCGGAGGCAAAGAGGCAAAGGCAGUCGGACGCUGUUUCGGCUGGAAAUGGCCAUGGUCCUAAUGGCGCAGGCUCUCCCGCGCCAGCAGUUCAGCCCGCAAUCGCAGCGUCGAGCGGCUUCGUACACAUCUUGAAGCCGUCUCCCGAGCUUUGGACCAUCUCGUUACCCCAUAGGACGCAGGUGGUCUACACACCGGAUUACAGCUAUGUUCUUCAACGCAUUCGCGCCUUUCCCGGAAAGACCCUCAUCGAGGCGGGUGCUGGUAGUGGAAGUUUCAGCCACGCGGCAGCGCGCGCCGUAUUCAACGGGUUUUCUUCGGGACCCGAGGACAAGAAGGGAAAGGUGUACAGCUUCGAGUACCACCAACAACGUUACCAGAAGAUGCAGCUAGAACUCGCCGAGCAUGGCCUGGAAGGUGUCGUACAAAUCACGCACCGCGACGUAUACACGCAGGGUUUCAAUAUCGAUGGCAAGAGCCCAAAAGCCAACGCUAUCUUCCUAGACCUACCUGCACCUUGGGAAGCUUUGCACCACCUCUCUCGUCGCCGGCCCCAGCUGAACGGAUCCCAUACGACUAAAGAAGGAUCAGAAGAAGCUGACACUUGGCUAUCCCCUCUCGACCCGGAUCAAAGCGUUUAUAUCUGCACAUUCUCGCCAUGCGUAGAGCAGGUUACAAAGACGAUUGAGAAACUCCGGGAACUGGGGUGGGUUGGCAUCGAGAUGGUGGAAGUAGCCCAGAAGAAGAUGCACGUUACCCGCGAGAGGAUUGGCCUAAAUGUGCCGAUGGAGCGAGGCACUCUUCAGGCUCCUAGUGACAUCUCGGAGGCCAUCUCGAGGCUGAAGGCCAUCAAUGCGCGUGCGGCGGAAUACCAUGCUAAGUCUGGUCGAGCACCAGGGGAAGGUGACGACAGAGUUGAGAAUGGGGAGGGCCCUCGUCUUUCAGAGACGGACGGCCUCGAGGGUUCGGCAGCAUCCUCCAAGCCUUGGAACGAAGGCCGGCUCGUGCAUCGACCAGAAGUAGAACUCAAGACUCAUACUUCAUACCUCACAUUCGCCGUCCUACCCCGCGAGUGGUCCGAAGAGGAAGAGGCUGCGGCCCUCGCGAGAUGGCCAUGUGGCCAGGAAACUGAGAUUAUCGGUGCGCUAGACAAGGCGACUCGGAAAAACCUAAAGAGGGAGCAGGUCCAUGGCAAGAAGAAGCAAAAGAAGGGAAAGGCUUAG
Messenger RNA from Parascedosporium putredinis, 1587 nucleotides. NCBI's taxonomy places the organism in Eukaryota, Fungi, Ascomycota, Sordariomycetes, Microascales, Microascaceae. The record is from the annotation of a GenBank genome assembly.